Molecule: messenger RNA, 3377 nt
Organism: Lymnaea stagnalis (great pond snail)
Lineage: Eukaryota; Metazoa; Mollusca; Gastropoda; Lymnaeidae
Source: the annotation of a GenBank genome assembly
CCUUAGGGCGUCCACUGGCAUUGAGGUCGGCGGAAGAGUAAUUGGAACCUGCCUCGCUGACGUCAGCGAGCUCCUUUUCACUCCAGUUUGGCAAGAGUCCCGCAUGACCUCCUCACGACCGGACUAUAUAAGCUGGGAUGGUAUUUCUUCUGAUCCAAUGUACAACUUUUUGCUUCAUUAUCCCUUCCAGUGAGCUGUACAUAGGUAACACUUGGUAAAUUAUUUCUUGACCUGAUACGUUUCAAAAAUCUCAAAUACAAAUUAAUGUGGUUCUCUUCGGGUCAUCCAGUGGAUACACAAUUAAUCCUUUCAGUGUUGGAGAGUUUGUAAUAAGUAAUUGUUUGCUGUUUCUAAUUAAUUGGUUUUUUACUUGUUUCUUAAUUGUUAUUUUCUCACGUGUCAAUUAUAAAAAAAAGAAUUUUAAAUGGGACUUUAAAAAAUAAUGUAUUUAAAAAAUCGUGAUAUAAGUUUAUUUAUUAUUUCGAAAGAACGGAUUAUUUUUGCUUGGCUAUACUUUCAAUCUAUUAUUGAAAAAGAAAUGUUACCUCGUUUAGGUUUUGGAGCCUUCUAUUGUUAAAUUUACUUCUUUACAGCAAAGGUGGCAGGUAAAAAAACAACAACAAAAAAAACAAAAAAAAAAGAAAAAAAAAACAAAAAAUCUCGAUUCGUAUUGUCGUAACUAUAGGCUCUGUCGUUUUAAUAAAUUAUUUAUACUCUUACUAAAAAAGUAGAGUAAAACUAAUAGUACAUGUUUUUACUAGUUACAUCAAAUAAAACAUAGCUUCGCGUUAAACUAUCGAUUAGUUUAUAUUUGCCGCGAUGAUGUCUCUCUAAGAUGGUACCAAUAAGAUAUGCACACAUGGAGUCCGUCCGUCUCCUCGAGGCGGUGUUAUAGCUCUAGAGCAGGCCUGCACAACUCAACAAGUAAGGCGGGCCGUAAUACUUUAUGAAAACUUGCGCGGGCCAAAAGAAAAUAGGAAAGGGGGGGGGGAAAGCUAUUAAGAAAAUAAUCAGAAUAAAUAAUAUUUCGUUACUUCGUGGCCGCAAAGUGGGUGCUGGCGGGCCACAUGCAGCCCGCGGGCCGUAUGUUGUGCAGGCCUGCUAUAGAGACUUCCUUAAAAGGAGUACGAGGUCGAUCCUGCCAUAGCCUCGGCUGCUUUUCCCGACUCCUGGAUAAAUAUUGCCUUCCGAUCUUAAUGUGAUUUUAAAAAAAACAACAUCAAAAACAAGCUAUGCGAAGACUAAUACACCUUACAUUGGCUAAUUGCAGUGUUCGAUUAUUCGAAACAAAUGUAAACCUCAAAGUUUCAUAUGGAAUGUCACUGAAAAAAUAAAUCAUAUAUAACAGAAGUCGUAAUAAGAACAACUUUAUUAUGUCAAAGAUAUGUACAAAAGAGGUUACAUCUAAUGCGAGAAAUCGACAUUCUCUUAUUUGCAUCAAGGUCAUAGAAAUUUGUCUCUUGCCUUUCAGUCAUCACAUAAUCUUGCCUUCCAAUCAACAUAGAAUCUUGUCUUCCAAAAAUUAAAGAAUCCUGCCAAUCACCACAUUAUUUUGUCUUCGAAUCAACAAAGAAUCUUGCAUUCAAAUCAUCACAUAAUCUUGCCUUUCAAUCAUCACAUAAUCUUGCCUUCCAAUCGUCACCUAAUCUUGCCUUCCAAUCAACAAAGAAUCUUGAAUUUAAAUCAUAAAAUAAUCUUGCCUUUCAAUCACCACACAAUCUUGUCUUUCAACCAUCACAUAAUCUUGGCUUCCAAACAUGUUAGAAUCCUGCCUUCCAAUCAUCACAGAAUCUUGCCUUUCAAUUAUCACAGAUUCUUGCCUUCUAAUCAUCACAUAAUAUUGCCUUCCAAUCAUCACAGAAUCUUGCCUUUCAAUCAUCACAGAAUUUUGCCUUCCAAUCAUCACAUAAUCUUGCCUUCCAAUCAUCACAUAAUCUUUCCUUCCAAUAAUCACAAUAUCUUGCCUUUCAAUCAUCACAAAUCGCACAGUUGAAACUUGACCUUAUAAUAACUUUACGUAAAUUACUCCCUAAACAAUUUAUCUUAAUUUAAUCUAUUUUUAGACCACUAUACGACAAUGACUAACUUCACCUUGACCCUGGCCGGGACUCUUCUGCUCGUCCUCUCCGCCGGAGCCCGGCCACAGGGCGACGGUGCAAUCAAACGCCAGGGUGAGGACCCCGGAGAGCCCGAAGACGUCGAUGUCGUGAGAACCAUCGUCACACGGGCUACCGUGACCACAGCUGGACCGAACGUAACCACGUCAUCUGCGCCAUCUAACCCCGAGGCAACCACCAACACCUCUGGCAACCAAGGAGCCACCGACAAGCCAAAUGAUAUGACUACCGCCGUGGUCAACCAAGAUACCGCCAGCUUAACCUCUGCUGACCAGCCAACCACUGCACCUGUCGCAAGCCAAGGGGCCGCUUCCGCGCCGCCCAAUCAAGAAACGACCGCAGACCCAGCAACAACGGCCCCGUCAGUUAAUGCCACGGCCGUCAGUGAAGUAUCGGACAUUCCCACAACCGCUUCCGUGUCCGUGGCAGCUGAUAGGACCACACAAGUGCCAUUGAGGAGAUAGACAUUCUCUGGGGAGAACUAGCUCAAACUGUUUUUAUUUAAAAGCAUAUUAUGGCCUCUCAAAGGUAGACUGAGUGAGUCAACCAAUGCAAGUAUGGGUGUGUGUGCUUGUGUGGGUGGGUGCCUGUAUAAGUCUGUGCAUGUUUGGGCGUGAGUGUAUGUGUGUGUGUGUGUGAGAGAGAGAGAGAGAGAGAGAGAGAGAGAGCGAGAGGGUGGGGGGAUUUAAAAAUAAGAAAAAUAAACACUCACAUUUGUAAAAAUGUUUCUUUUUAAUAACACUUGUAAUGAGUACAUAUGAAUGGAAAUGUAAUAUAGAGUGGGUAAUCAAAGAGAGGUAAACUAAUCUUAAAAUUUAAUAAAACUAUUAGAGUUACUUCCCCUCGCAGGACUUUAAAUUUUUCAAUUCAAAUGCUGUAAACAAUCAUGUAACGCGAAAGGUGUGAUUUUUUUUUUUUUAAAUCCACAACAUUGAAAUUAUUUCUAUUCGCAAAAUUGUAUUAAGCCCCUAAUUGUAUGUGGCUACUAAAUGUAUGUGGCCACUAAAGGUAUGAGGCACCUUAUUACUCUGAUGAAGCCAUAUGCCAAAUGUGAUGAUUUUUUAAUUUCACUACACAGACUGAUUUAUGUUUCGAAAUCUCCCCAUCUGUUGUGGAUGAAACAAAAUGUAGCCGUGAUUUUUUUAUAAAGAAUUUAUGAUUUUAUGAACAAACACUAUUUUCCUUCAUUACAUGAUUUUAUUUUAAUGAAUACAGUAAUAAACCAUAAAUUCAAAAAAAAAAAAAAAAAAGAAAUACGCU